Molecule: messenger RNA, 1230 nt
Organism: Eurypyga helias (sunbittern)
Lineage: Eukaryota; Metazoa; Chordata; Aves; Eurypygiformes; Eurypygidae
Product: RH-like protein
Exons: 10
Coding region: 1-1230 (409 amino acids)
Biological process (GO): ammonium transmembrane transport; ammonium homeostasis
Cellular component (GO): plasma membrane
Molecular function (GO): ammonium channel activity
Source: RefSeq, a predicted model, not a curated record
AUGUCUUCUAAUUUCCAGAACUUCCGAAACAGUGUGCCAUGGCUAAUCAUUUUCCUGGAAGCUGUUUUCAUCGUCCUCUUCCACAUUUUCUUCUCAUGUUACGAUUCACAAGAAUCAGAAAUCUUCUACCCGGCUUUUCAAGAUGUCAACCACAUGGUGAUUUUUGGAUUUGGUUUUUUCCUGAUGUUUCUGAAAAGAUACGGGUUUAGCAGUGCUGGAUUCAACCUCCUGAUCCUUGUAAUUGGUGUCCAAUGCUCCGUGCUGCUAGAAUAUUUCUUAUUUUACAUCCUUGAAAUGAGAAGCCGAGGAUGUCUGAAAAGAAUAACAGAGGCUACUGUGAGCAUGAUUGCUGUAGUCAUCUCCACUGGAGCUGUUCUUGGAAAAACGAAUCCUGUGCAAUUAAUUCUGAUGACAGUUGUGGAGAUAAUAGUUUUCUGUAUAAGCAGAUUGAUCAACAAGAUAAUCCUGAAGGUUACAGACAGUAUCGGCAUGAUGCAUGUUCACCUGUUUGGAGCCUACUUUGGUCUGGCAGCCUCCUUAGGCUUCUCUGAGCCGUCACCAAGGUGUGAGAAGAAUGCGAGUACCACAAAAUCGGAUUUAUUCUCCAUGUUGGGCACUCUCUUUCUCUGGGUGUUCUGGCCCAGCUUCAAUUCUGAACUAGCUCAGAACAAGAAAAACAGAGCGUUCUGCAACACCUACUUUGCCCUUGCUGUGAGUGCUGUAACUGCCUUCCUGUUGUCUGCUCUGACCACAAAGGAUGGAAAAUUCAGAAUGUCUCAUAUCCACAGUGCAGCACUAGCUGGUGGGAUUGCUGUUGGUUAUACAGCAGACAGUAUCGAGUAUCCUUGGAUUGCAAUGAUUUUGGGUCUGCUUGCCAGUGUCAUAAGCAUAUUAGGAUCUUGCUGUUUACAGAGAUGCUUGAAUCCUGCUCUCAAGCUUCAUGAUACCUCUGGAGUUCAUUUCACUUUUGGUUUGCCUGCUGUGCUUGGAGCUCUUGCCCACGUUGUUCUCUUUGUAAUAAAGAACACGACCGUUUUUCCAAGUUAUGAUUUGCUUUAUUUGGUCAUGACUCAAAUUGGUGCCUUCUGCGUGACCAUCAGCAUUGCCGUGGUAACAGGUUUUAUCACAGGUUUAAUCUUAAACUUGAAACUGUUUAAGAACACCCCUGUAGCCAAGUACUUUGAAGACCAGUUUUUUUGGGAGUUUCCCCAUUUGGCUGUUGGAUUUUGA